Patiria miniata (bat star) is the source of this 1407-nucleotide messenger RNA. RefSeq names its product UDP-D-xylose:L-fucose alpha-1,3-D-xylosyltransferase 1-like. NCBI's taxonomy places the organism in Eukaryota, Metazoa, Echinodermata, Asteroidea, Valvatida, Asterinidae. Gene Ontology annotation, cellular component: Golgi apparatus. The record is from RefSeq and is a predicted model, not a curated record. The transcript is spliced from 3 exons. Gene Ontology annotation, molecular function: glycosyltransferase activity. Bases 224 to 1336 code for a protein of 370 amino acids.
CAAUCUUACGUAUUUGUUGCUGGUAUCCUCUUUCCACAAAAGAACCGUGCGUCCAUGGUAAAAAAAAAUCCAAUCAGGUCAAUAGACAUCGGGAAUCCGACAAUUCCGAACUGCAGUUCAUCUCAUCACUGACUGGCGGCGACGUGUGUUGGGAUUCACUCGUGCAGACAUGGCAAUGUUCAUGUGGAUUGGUGCGAUUUAGAAUUUUCCUGUGUUUUUAAACAUGCCGGCUGGUUACAUGGAGGGAAGACGGAAAUCCGACAUGCGGUACAAGUCAACGGGGCUGAUGGUUCUUGUGGUGUUUCUGGUCUCCAUGUAUGUGUUAAUUGCACUUUCAACCAUGCAACACCACGUGACUUGCAUACCCUCCUGGCAAUCAGACGCCUACCAGCUCGACCGAAAGCUCCAGGUUGAGGUCACAUACAAGGAGUCCGAUAAGAAGCCGUUGGUCGGAGUCCAGGAAGCAGACCCGUCUAACAGCCAUCGAGGAGCAAGACAAGCAGCUGGCCGGGGAGGUGAUGCAGUGAUGACGGCAAGACAGAACCAAAGCCAGCAUGCUUGCACCGAAGCUGAUAUCAGUCGACGAUCCGGUACAGUGGUGCUAACCACUACCAACACGGCAUUCUUAGACAUGACUGAGAACUGGCUAGCAAGCAUCCGGCGAACCAAGACCUGCCCCAACAUCACCGUAGUAGCUGAGGAUCAGAAGGCAUACCAGUAUCUCUCCAAUAGAAAGCUGGCCGGAGUGCAUGUCCUACAAACCCAGUCUGGUCUCGCUUCGACGAACAAACUUGUCUUCAACACCAACGAGUACAAGAAGUUCGUCAACAAGCGACAGCGUUACAUCUUGAAGUUCCUGGAGGGAGGCUGGGAGGUGCUGUUCACUGACGUGGACACCUUCUGGCUGAGAGAUCCGUUCCCGUUUUUACGAGGAAACUUUGACCUGGCCAUGGAGCAGGACAAUUACCGCAAGGUGAAGCCGAAUGAUCGGAACUACUGCGCGGGGUUCGUUUACUUUCGGCCCACCGAACGCACUUUGAAAUUCGUCCGGGAAUGGAUCCGGUACAUGGCGGAGGACAAGAAGCUCAAACCCGACCAGGUCGUCAUGAACCAUCUGAUCAGGACGAAGAAAGUCCCCCGGCUGCAAGUCCGGGUCCUCAAUUGGGACCGGUUCCCGAACGGGAAGCUGUUCUUCAACGAGACGUGGCGGAGGGAGCGGAGUGAUUUCGUGGUGGUUCAUAACAACUGGAUCGUUGGACACGACACUAAGGUGGAGCGGUUCCGGAAUCUUAACAUGUGGUUGGUGGACCCAGACAUGAAAUUCCCGCCAUCUUGAUUGUCACGAGGCCAGGUUCUCAUUCAAAGCAUUCCAACUCAAAGACCAAGGAGGGAAGAGUGCUUGUAAUG